AUGGCUUCCACCGAGCAGAAGACGUGGCGUGCUGCCCUGACCUUCGCUGGCGGAGCUGUCAUUGCCCAGUACCUUUUCGGUUCUGGCCCUAUCGUUGCACCAGCUUCCUCAAGCCUUGAGGCGUGCCUCAAUGAUGUGUGCUCCGGCCGAGACGACUGCGUUCGAUUCGGUAACACGGCCGAAUGGGCUCAGCCGUUCAAUCUCGGCCAGAGCUCCGUCCCGGCCGCUAUCAUCAGACCAAAAACUGCCCAGGAGAUUGCGGGCGUCGUCAAGUGUGCUCUCAAGCACGACACCAAGGUCCAGGCUAAGGCUGGCGGACACGGAUUUGGGCAAGCUCUGCGAGGUGCUGGCGCUGGCUUCGGCAUCGUCACCGAGUUCGUGAUGAAGACGCAUCCCGCCCCAGAGGAGGUUUUCUUCUACACCAACGACUUAAAGUUCAGUAAUCUGGAUGACAAGGUUGAAGCAUUCCAUAGCUGGCAGACGCUGGUCGCCGACCCAACCCUGGACAACCGACUCGGCACCGACUUUACCUUGACCCCUUCAGGCGUACGCAUCUCGGCUACGUGGUACGGUUCAUGGGAGGAGCUUCAUCAGUCCAACAUUAUGGGCAGACUCCCGGCUGGCGGUGCUGCUUCCCUUAGCCAGGAGACUUGGGACAGCUCCAUUGCGAAGAACGCAGCUGAGGAGUCACGUCACUUGUCUGCUAGCCCUGGCAAGUUCUUCUCUAAGGGUCUCGGCUUCACUCCGGACGACAUACUUUCUCGGCCUGCAAUCGCCGAACUCUUUGAAUUAUUAGAGUCUCAAGCAGAGGAAAACUCCUGGUCGAUUCGGUUCCAGGCUGUGGGCGGUGCCAUCUCAGAGGUCCCCACAGGCGCAACGGCUUUCGCCCACCGCGACAAGUUCAUGUUCUACCAAUCCUACGCCGCUGGAGACUGCAAGACUACUAAGAACUUCCUCGAAAACUUCCACCGGAAGAUCCUCAACACCGUACCAACGGAGGCUACUGGAACUUACCCUGGAUUUGUCGACACGUCACUGAGGGAUGCGCAGGAGUCGUACUGGCAGGGCAAUGUCCCGGCGUUGGAGCAGAUCAAGACGGUUUGGGAUCCAAAGGAUGUUUUCCACAACCCGCAGAGUAUCCGUCCGAUAACUGCUUAA
Colletotrichum chrysophilum is the source of this 1158-nucleotide messenger RNA. RefSeq lists its product as uncharacterized. Gene Ontology annotation, molecular function: oxidoreductase activity; flavin adenine dinucleotide binding. The record is from RefSeq and is a predicted model, not a curated record. The transcript is spliced from 2 exons. NCBI's taxonomy places the organism in Eukaryota, Fungi, Ascomycota, Sordariomycetes, Glomerellales, Glomerellaceae. Bases 1 to 1158 code for a protein of 385 amino acids.